This is a messenger RNA of Ceratitis capitata (Mediterranean fruit fly), 6624 nucleotides long. RefSeq names its product neuralized-like protein 4 (gene Neurl4). The record is from RefSeq and is a predicted model, not a curated record. NCBI's taxonomy places the organism in Eukaryota, Metazoa, Arthropoda, Insecta, Diptera, Tephritidae. The coding region runs from base 281 to 6226 and encodes 1981 amino acids. The transcript has 13 exons.
UGAACUUUUCAGUAGAGUAAAAAUUUUCGAAUUUAACCUUGUAAAAGCAAGGUUUUGCAACGACUCUCAUUCAUUUGCUGUUGUUGUGCGAAACGGGAGCAGACAUUGAUUGGUUUUAGUGCGGCUGGAAAACAUACAAUCGAUUCUUACAGCGUCUGGCAGACAACAAAGGCCUAACAUUCUUGUGUGGUUUGCUCGAUCUGCAUUUUAAACUUUUUCUUGAAAAUUCCAAAAAUAUUACGCUAAAAGCCCUUCAGUUUUGUUCUCUAAAUCAAAAUAAAUGGCUACUGGCGGUGGCGGUGCUGUUGGUUUAAAUGGUGUAGGUAGCGGCGGCACCGGUUCCAAUGCAAUCAAUUUGCAAGCGCUUCAAACAUUCCAUCAACGUUGCGGGCGUCGCAUAACUCUCUCGAACGGCAAUCGUACGGCGGCACGUUCUAUACGAGACUUCAGUCAUGCGUUGGUAUUUAGUGCAGAACCUCUGACAGACGAUGUACUCUUUGAGGUGGUGAUUGAGAAGAAGAAUCACGCCUGGGGCGGUAGUAUUGAGAUUGGUGUAACAGCCGAACCUCCAGAUAAGUUGGAAUUACCUUCUUGCGCUACCGCCAUGCGAAAUGGUACAUGGGUUAUGUCGGGCAUUGAUGUGCGCAAAGAUGGCGUGUGUCUUAUAGAAUUUUACGGCACCGAUUUGGAAUCCCUAGGUGAACGCGAUCGUGUGGGCGUGAUGCGCACAUCGCACAACGAACUAGUAUUCUUUGUAAAUGGUGAGUCGCAAGGUGUCGCGGCACGUAAUAUGCCCAAAACAUUAUGGGCGUUGGUUGAUUUAUACGGACGCUGUGUGCAGGUAUCACUUUGGCCUACAGACUUUGGCGGUUCAGGGGAUUACGCCGAUGGCUCACUGCAACAAGCACAGCCAAUAGUACAGAAUAUCGACGUGCCGAUGGGUGUUGAUGUGACGGUAGCCUCAGCUGCAUCGCCGACAACAAAUAACACUUGCGCUGUUGUAAAUCACAACGGCGGCGGCUUGGUAACCGCCAAUGCCGAAAUUAGUGCCGCUUUGUCGAAUUUAUGUAGCUCAAGCGUGCAAGGAAUUUCAGCGAUUCCACAAACGUGUUUCGACAGGACAUUGUCGGUAUCAGCUUCAACUGCAGCUGUCCUUGCCUUACAACCAAACUUGGGUGAUUUUUAUGACAUGGAUAGAUUGCGUUUUCACACACGUUGCGGUUCGUUGGUAAAGCUGUCACCGCAUUGUCGUUGCGCUGAGCGACGUCGUCCAUUAGAUGAGUUUAAUAAUGGUGUAGUCAUGACGCAUCGUCCACUUAAGGAUAAUGAGUUAUUCGAGAUACGUAUUGAUAAGUUGGUUGACAAAUGGUCGGGCUCAAUAGAGGUGGGUGUAACCACACACAAUCCGUCAGUGCUACAUUUUCCAGCCACUAUGACCAACAUGCGCAGCGGCACUAUAAUGAUGUCUGGCUGUGGUAUACUGACAAAUGGCAAGGGGACGCGCCGGCAGUACGGGGAAUUCAAUUUGGAUGAGCUGCGUGAAGGUGAUCGAGUGGGCAUGAUGCGCAAGUCUAAUGGUAGUCUUCAUUACUAUAUAAAUGGUCAAGAUCAAGGUGUCGCUGCAACUCGUGUCGCUCAAACACUUUGGGGUGUUAUAGAUCUCUACGGCAUGACUAUUAAGGUCACCAUUGUAGAUCCUGAUGAUCGUGAGCAACAAAAUUUAGUCACCCGACGCAAUAAUAUCAUAUCAGCUAGCACAUCCGGUGUUAACUCUAGCGCUUCCACUAUCAAUAACGCUAGUAGCGCUACAAAUGCUCUUAUCAUUGGGAAUACGGCUACACCGACGCCUAUGCUGAGCUUACAAAGUCCCGAAGGUGACACCAAUUCGAGGGUGGUUGCUGCUGCUGCGAUGGGCGAUGCAGGACUUUCUGGUGGAAACACCCAGCGCAAUGAAGAUCGUUUGACAUUCCAUCCGACGUGUGGCUCACAUGCGACCGUUACGCUUAGCGGACGUACAGCGCUGAGGCCAAAUGCCUCCGAUGAUUUCAACAACGGUGUCGUGCUCACGCGCCGUCCGUUACGUCCCAAUGAACUGUUUCAAGUACGUCUCGAACGCGUGGUUACCAAGUGGGCUGGAUCUGUAGAAAUGGGUGUGACUACGCAUAGUGCGGAAGAACUAGAUUUUCCAUUUACUAUGACCAAUGUUCGCUCUGGCACUUGGAUGAUGACUGGCAAUGGUGUGAUGCAUAAUGGGAUUACCGUAAUUGAGCAAUACGGUCAAAAUUUGGAUCGCCUUCAAGUGGGUGACCGAGUAGGCGUCGUGCGCAAAGAUGACGGCACGCUACAUUUCUGGGUAAACGGAGUGGAUCAAGGUGCGGCCGCGACUGGUGUGCCGGAAAAAGUUUACGGUGUUAUCGAUUUAUAUGGGCAGGCAGCACAGGCGAGUAUAGUUGACACAUCGGAAUGCGCCAGUCCAGAUACUGGAAAUUCCACAAUCUCCAAUACAACAUUAUAUAGUGAGCCACCAUUGCGCUUCCAUACCAUACAUGGCAAAAACGCCGGCAUCUCAAAUGGCGGUCUCACUGCUUCCCGUCCCAACUCGUUAGCCGAAUUCAAUGAUGCGAUCGUGUUUAGCAAUCGGCCGCUACGCAACCGUGAACUCUUCGAGGUAGUGCUUGAAUCCAUGGUACGCCACUGGUCGGGCAAUAUAGAGAUCGGCGUGACAGGUACAAGGCCCGAAGAUAUACAACUUGCCGCCAACGCCACGGACUUGGAUGCCAACGAUAUGAUCAUACUUUGUGGUUCUAUGAUAUUUCAGAAUCGUAAAACUAUACGCUCCAAUACGACCGUCGAUUUGGAUACCUUAAGUGCGGGUACGCGCGUUGGCGUAAUGCGUAAUGGCGAUUAUGUGCACUUUUUCAUAGAUGGUGUCGAUCAGGGGCCCGCUUGUGAAUGUCGCAUGCCGAGUGUGUGGGCUGUAAUUGAUUUAUAUGGACAGUGUGCACAAGUAACGCUUACACAAGUACAACCGGAUAUACGUGCGCCAUAUGCGACUAGUGAGAAUUCGCAGAGCUGUCAAGCGACAUCGGUUAUACAACCGGCCACGUCGGAGAUGAAGCAUCGUUGGACUUGUAUUUCGGGCAAUGUGACAUUAUCACAAAGUUGGACCGUGGCAUCACGUAAUGCCGGUGCUUCGGCGGCGCUUUCACGUUGUGUGGUCUUUUCGGAGCAUCCGUUAAGUGUCGGCUCGCCGUUCGAGAUCAAAGUCAUCUCUCACAACCCAUUAUUUGCAGGUUGUCUCAGUAUUGGCGUUACUGAUUUGAAUCUAUCCGAUGAUUAUGUACGCAAAAAUAUACCUUUGAGUAUUAAACGCAUUCCAGCCAAUGUUUGGUAUGCAUCUGGCAAUGAAGUUCGUCAUAAUUCAACCCUAUUGCAACGUUCGAUGGCCUCGUUGGAGUGGCUGCGUGUAGGCGAUCGCAUUGCGCUAGAGUUGACGCCAGCGCGCACACUGCGUAUAUUGUUAAAUUCGGAGGAUAUGAAUAUCCACUUUCACAAUGUGCCCAAUGAUAUCUACGUUGUCGCUGAAUUACAAGGUUCUACCAUGGCUGUACAAACGAUCUCUACACAAGGUCCAAAUUCGCCGCUAAGGCCAUGUAGUUUGCGCCUACAAGACUCACUCGACUUCGGUGUGGAUCCACUUAAUAAGCAGGACUCGAUGUUGGAUUCAAUCGAUUCGGAAAUGCAAGUAUACGAGUUCUCAGAGCUACAUGGUAAACAUAUACGUCUAUUGGAUGAUCGCCACACAGCAAUGCGCACACAAUCAUACAACCAAGGUGUGGUCCUUGUUGGCAAACCCCUCAUGAAAGGCGAAAGUAUUAGUAUUAAAGUGGAAGCUGUUAAUCCCAAGUGGAAGGGCACCAUAGGUCUUGGCGUUGUCUCCAUUUGGCCACAUUCGAUGAGCGUAUCGCAAAUGCCCAUCUCUAUGCUGCACUUUAAACGUCCCUGCUGGCUAGCCACACACGACUACAUCAAUAUAAACGGUCAGAAAAUCGCGUCCAGGUAUGGUGAGGCGUUAGAACAAAUACAAGCAGGUACCGUUAUCACUAUGACGCUUUCGAAUGUGGGCAUGUUAGUAAUAAUGGUUGGCUCCAUCAACUUGGAAGAUCUAGCUGCUGGUGUUCCCAAUAACGUCUACCCCGUCUUUGAUCUCUAUGGAAAAUGUGAGAAAAUAUCAUUAAUUACAACUAACGACGUUGGACGCAAUAGUACGCCGAUUAUUGAAGAGGCUGCAGCAUUAGAGUAUGACAAUUUGCAAGAGCAAGAUAACGGUGUGCCACAGUGUGAGAAAGCUGAUUUGGAGAUGCAUGAAAAGGAGACGGAACAGUUGUCACAACAGCAACAGCAGGCGAUGCAGACGAGCGGUGGUGCUGUAGGUGGUGUAGCGGCGCCAAGUGGCAGCGCUGGCAGUAGUGCUGCAAUGAAUCGCUCGGUAAUGGAAAGUGUCUCGGAGAAUUUACUAUUGAAUAUUUCAAUUAAAAACCGUACUUUGGAGCAAAAUCGUUCUGGGGAAUCAAGCGCUGCCAACACAUCUUGCUGUCUGCGUGAGUCCUUGCAACUGCAGCACAAUACCAACCUCAACAUUCAGCGUAGCCAGAGUACACAACGUUUUCAAAAUGCCAUGAACGCUUCGGCUAACUCAACAGCGCUAGGCAGUGGCGCCGUGGCUGACAAUCUCGUGCAUCCUUCAACGUCCGCCACAGCAGCAACAGCAAAUCAUAAUACCACUACUAAUACAACAACUACAAACACAUACGUCCAUGAUACGAAUAAAGACUACGAGGCAUUCGAAGAGGCCGGUGCUGUUGGUGGCGUAUCACUGCAAAGCGAACUGCGUGACUGCAACUCCAAAGAGAAUUUACUCGAACAGCGUGCAGCGAAUAAUUUAGAUGCUUUGGAGCAGCUAGUCAGCAGCGUGGGCAUACACGGUGCAAAUGCUAACGCGGCGGCAGGUGGCGUGGGGCCGGCUGGCUUGUCCAAUAAUAACUCAGCCAAUGAACGCAACACAUAUGAAGAUGAUACCAAUUUAGCUGCCAGCAUUUUUGAAGCCACCACAGCUAUCACCAGCACUGCAACCGCGGUAGCCGGUGUUGAUACAAAUGUUGAUGUACUGGAGGUGGCGACGGAUGGGCGCGCCUAUGAGGAAGCAGACAUUGAUGAUGCUGAUGAUGUCGACGAUGAUGACAAUGAUGAUGACGAUGAUGAUGAUCUAGAGGACAAUGAUAAUUUGGAUCACUUAUUACUGCUACAACAGCAACAAGAUUUCUUCCGUCAACGCUAUCAACAAUUGUGUCAGCAACAUUUCGGUGUGCUCUCCUCGGCCUCAUCGUCUACUCAAUUCGAUUCACUACAAUCGAUACCCUCCAUUGAACGCAAGGAUUGUGAAUAUCUCAAAUUAGUACAACAAUUCCGUGCAUCACUCGUACUGCCGCAAUCCUUCUUCCAACCGCUCACUGAUCCAGUUUGCUUCUGCACGCACUGCAAUGCUUUAGCCUCGGAAAAACUACAUGGUUGGGUCUACUUUAAGUUGAAUCAGCAAACCGUGAAUUCGACCGCUGUGCAACAAUCCCUCGACACCGGCGAAUGGUUACCGCUCUACUAUAUGACGCGCGUGGAUAAGAUACGUGCCAUACUUGAUCGCGGCCAACCGUUACCGCUGGAGUCGAACUGUGAGUCGUUCACUAGCGCGAGCAAUCAGAAAGAUGAGCCUGGCACCCGGCUCGAAUUGCAUUUCUCACCAAACGCUGCCGGCAUUGUGUCGAUGAAUGGUCAGCACAAAUAUUAUAUCAACUCACAUGCGUAUAGCAUUGGCACCGCCUUCGAGGUGUACGUGCGUCGGCAGUCGCUCUGUCUGACCAAUAGCAGUAAAAUGAAUGUGAACGCUGCAGUAGCGGCCUCAUCUAGUGCUGCAGCGGCGGCGCUUAGCCUGCUGGAGCGACGUUCCUCCAGCGAUCUCUUGCACCCACACGAGACAAGCAGCGGCCUGACAUUGGAUCAAAGUAGCAGUAGUAGCGGUGGCGCUGCCAGUUUUAGUGCUGGUUCAACGUCGAGUGCGUCGCUCAAGGACAUCACCUGGUUCACAAAGGAAGCUGGUGCUUGCGUUAUAACUGCGCUCAUACUUAAGUUGGACCGAAUUACGCCACCAGCUAUAGGCGCGGAGUGCAAUUAAAUGAGAAAUUUUUAAAGAAAAACUUGCAUUGUACUGAAACGACAGUCCAUUACGGUAUUGAAAACACAUAUAACGUAGAUAUUUUGGCUACGCUUUAAGUAGCACUUCUAGUCUAAACUUUUUAUUAUUUUGUAUUAAAUUAUAACUGUUCCAAAAAAGAAAAUUUAAUAUCUAUUUUGCACUUUUGCAUACAAUUUUAUAAAUAUACAUAUGUACAUACAUACAUACAUAUGUGUAUGUCAUAAAUUAUUGAAAUAUAAUGCGAAAUUAUUUAGUGUCUGUUGUUAAACUGCUUCCUGCUGGCCGUCGAUAAGGCAGUGCACAUUAAUCAUUCAUUAUUUAUUUAUAUAUGCAUUGGCCUUAAUUUAGUUCGUUCAUUAGCACUUUGUAAUAUUUAC